Messenger RNA from Xiphophorus maculatus (southern platyfish), 4597 nucleotides. RefSeq names its product syntaxin-1A-like (gene stx1a). The record is from RefSeq and is a predicted model, not a curated record. The coding region runs from base 368 to 1231 and encodes 287 amino acids. Gene Ontology annotation, molecular function: SNARE binding; SNAP receptor activity. NCBI's taxonomy places the organism in Eukaryota, Metazoa, Chordata, Actinopteri, Cyprinodontiformes, Poeciliidae. Gene Ontology annotation, biological process: synaptic vesicle fusion to presynaptic active zone membrane; intracellular protein transport; exocytosis. Gene Ontology annotation, cellular component: presynaptic active zone membrane; plasma membrane; SNARE complex. The transcript is spliced from 10 exons.
AAACAUUCCCGUCUCAGUUCACCAAGCAUGUCGUGUUUGUUGUUUUGUGAACUGAUCCCAAUUCCUGUUGGAGCCAAAUUCACUCUAAAAAGACAAAUAGUUUAUUUCUGCGGAUGGAUUAAAAGGGGAGUUUUAUGUAUGUGUCUGAUUGGGAAUCGGCGGAAGGCCGAGCCUCACCUUAACACAUAAAAGUAGUCCCUGUCUGUAAGGAGAACCGGGUUUCGGAACCUCUCCCCGCGCGUCCGGCUCGCAUCAUCCAGUCGGUCUCCGCCCCGUCGCUCCAUCAUCAGCUCACAUCCAGGGGAGGGGGGGAAUAGAAAAGAAACGACGGGAGCAGGAGGAACCACGUCGGUGGAAAUAAGGAACCAUGAAGGACCGCAUGCAGGAACUUAGACAUGGCAAGGAGACAACAGAAGAAGAGGAUGAAGUCGCUGUGGGGAUGGACAAAGGCUUCAUGGAGGAAUUCUUUGAACAGGUAGAGGAGAUCCGGGGUUUUAUCGAGACUCUGGCAGAGAAAGUGGAAGAGGUGAAGAGAAAGCACAGCGCCAUCCUUGCCUCGCCAAACCCCGAUGAGAAAACCAAAGCCGAUCUUGAGGACCUCAUGGCAGACAUCAAGAAACUGGCCAACAAAAUUCGCUCUAAAUUAAAGAGUAUUCAGCAAACCAUUGAGCAGGAGGAAGGGCAGAACAGAUCGUCAGCUGACCUGAGGAUACGCAAAACACAGCACUCCACGCUGUCGAGGAAGUUCGUCGAGGUGAUGUCGGAGUACAACACCACGCAGUCGGACUACAGAGAGCGCUGCAAGGGCCGCAUUCAGAGACAGCUGGAGAUCACUGGAAGAAACACUACAAAUGAGGAGCUAGAGAGCAUGUUAGAGAGUGACAACCCUGCCAUCUUUACCUCUGGGAUAAUAAUGGAUAACAUCACCCAACAAGCAAUGAAUGAGAUCGAGACGCGGCACAACGAGAUUAUCAAGCUGGAGAACAGCAUCAGGGAACUUCAUGACAUGUUCAUGGAUAUGGCCAUGUUGGUGGAGAGCCAGGGCGAGCUGGUGAACAACGUCCAGCGGAGUGUUCUGGGCGCUCAGGAAUAUGUGGAGGAAGCAAAGGAGCGCAUCCCAAAAUGCAAAAAGUUCAAAAAGACCAGCAGACGGAAAAUGAUCCUGAUAGGUGGUUGUGUCGCCGUGUGCCUCAUCAUCCUCAUUGUUUCUCUUGCUGUCGGCCUCAGUUAGGACCCUGACACACACCGCUUGCUACUCUAGAAGUGGCUCAAUAAUUUAGUGUCACCAUUGUAAAUGAGCACUCAAACUGUGUGGGACUAAUUAAUAUUGUCUAACUGUGUUAUUUUAUAUUGCUCUUGCACAUGUUGUGUUUCUUAUUUUGCACGUUUUCUGAAAAUAACAAAAUGUUGCAUACUUUCCCAAAUUGAGCAUUUGCUCUAAUUAUCUAAUUAUCACAUGCAUCUCUGAACAGUUCAUGGACAACCAAUCUUUUUCAAAACUUGUGGAUGCAAAGUUUUGAAUAAGCGCCAUAAAAAAAAUACUUUUUCAAGGGUGAUUAAAUCUAGUAAAGCAUUUCAGCAAGCUCACACCAAUGCAACAUUUUUUCACUUCAGGUAGAGAAACUAUUACCAGCAACAACGUCACCAGAUCUCACUUUCGAAAAAGCCAACCUAGUCCUUUAACUGCACUAGCUUAGCGUUGCUGUAUGUCUUACCACAAAAAACUCAGUUAGUUUUCCAAUAAUAUAUGUUCUUUUCUUCCUAAAAUGCCAUUUCAAGCUAUCACAACAAGCAGUGGUUUAAAAAAACAUCUGCAUUCAUUUGGCUCAGACACUGAAGAAAAUCGCAUAUUGUUUGGAGAAAGCUCAUUUAAAUUUAAUUUAAUGAAGUAAUCCCCAGACAUUUUCUACUUACCAUAUAUAAUUAGUAAAAAACCCAGUGAAAUAACAACUUUUCAUAUCUGAGAAAAUUCCCCAAAAACGAACAUCCGUCAACAGUCUGGCUGCUGGCUUCUCUGGAGUCGUCCGUUUCUGCUGUGGUAGCGAAUGUUUCCUGUCCUUAUCCCUCUGCCCCGAGUUGAAUCCAAGAUUCAAGUUGUUACAAUCACACAACAAGUGCAGAGAGACAAAGAGCGUUGUGCUCACUCCAUCAUUUUCUGUGUUGCCAUUAGCAGCCAUACAUCUGUUUCACAUUUGAAGUGUCUUCCUUUUUGUCACAAAAGAAAUCCAGUUAGUUUUGAAAAUAACAUAAAGCCACACUCUGUGUCAUUGUCCAUAUAUGGUAAUGGUAUUUCCCUUUGGAGAGGCUCAACUCCAGAAAGUCUCUCCUGAUACACAAUCAGGAGAGACAAAGCAAAUCAUUAUUUGCUUUGAAAAAGAUAGAAAGGUCCCCUUAAAUCCAUUUUUAUUUUAUAUAUUUAAUUGUUUUGGCUUGAAAAUAUAAUGCCUUUUACCUUUUCAGUUCAGGACAGAUUUGGAAAAUAAUUUAAUAGAAAUGCACAUAAAUAUGCUUGACAUACAUGUUAAAAUACAUCAUGACCAUUUUCCAUGUGAUUCAUACAACAAACUUUUGCGUAAAUGUUGCUUCGGCUGAGGCUAUUCAACGGAGACCCAUAUCAACAAUUUGAUCAACAUGCCAUGAGAAUUUGCAUGGAUCCACCAAAAGCAUUUGGUCCAUCACAGAAAUUAGGAACUGCCUUUUUGAUUUAAAGGUUGAACAAGUAGCAGUAGCCAAUUCUGUCAUGAGAAAUGCGCCAACUGAGAAUAACUGUGAUAUAAAUCCACUAUUUGGUCUUUAGUUCCUAUCAUUUAGCUCUUUUGCUGAAUGAGAGACAUGGAUAAUUCAACUAAAGCUCAGAUUAAAACAAAUCUGAGACAUCUUGUUAUUGUUUUGUCGGACACUGGUUGCUUAUGAAUUAUAUUUAUUGAUAGUGUUAAAAACCUGUGUUGAGCCUUUUUCUACCACCAGAGGGAGCUAAAGCUGAUUCUCUGACCUUGCUUUUAACGCUGCAGUGAUCGUGUUUGUUGGAUGUGUAAAACGCCACUAAGGUAGAGAGAACUCAACAUGCUGUAACAUAAGAAGGCGGCUUGAUCUGAUCUAAUGUAUUUAUCUGAAAUACUCUAUUAAAUCAAGCAAAAGAUUGCUAAAAAUCUUUAGUUGAGAUUGCUAAAAUCUCAAUCUUUAUUGCCGUGACGACAGUAACUUUCAUUUCAGCUGAAUUUCCUCUCAGAGGACAAAAACGUUUAUAGCUUGCUGUAAAUAUUGCAGCACUCUUUUAUUUACCUGCAUUUUCUGAAGAAUUGAUUACAAUCUUAAAUGAUAAUUUUACGUUUCACUGAGUUCUCUCUGCCUGUAAAGCUUAACGUUAUCUUUAAGUUGUUGAACAAAAUGCCGGAAGCAAAUAUUCAAACGUGAGCUUUUACAAAUCCUUGUCAUAGUUGCACUCCAAGAAUUUCCUGAGAUUAUUUUAUGCUGUUAAAUCCCACUUUUGUUUUCUGAGUUCCACUUUGUUCAAAUGUAUUAAAGCUCUGUUCAUACUGCUAACAUGCUUUCUUCUCUUUCCUGUCUGCUGCGUGGGAUUUUUCUUUUUUUAUGUCAUUAUUCUUUUCUUUUUUUUACUCUCUGUAGAAGAAAAUCAUGAUCAUUAUAUGCUGUGUGGUUUUGGGAAUUGUCAUUGCUUCCAUAGUUGGAGGAACUCUGUCUUAAACCUCUGCUGCUGUCACACCCACAAAUGAAAACAGGCAAAACCAGUUCAUUCAGUGUCCUGUAUAAAAAACUUCAAUCCAGAACGGUGUUUCCCAGCCCCGGUCCUCAGAUCAAACUGCCCUGUGUCUUGUAGAUGUUUUUCUUACGAUAACACAAUCGAUUCUGAUAAUUGAAGUUCAACCGGCGCCUGGCAGUUGGCCAAUUGGUCGAAAUCGGGUUUUCCGAAGCAGAGAGACAUCUAACGCAUCCCUGGCGGUUCAUCCUGAGGGUCGGUGUUGGAAACGACCAAUCUGGAACAUGCCACAUUACUGUAUGAUGCAUUCUGCAAAUAGUGUACAGGGCCAGAGGUGAUCUCGCAUGAGUUGCUAUUUUGUAAAAAUGUGGUGCUGCAAGUUGUUCAUCUGGAUGUUGUUAAAGGCUAUGAUGUUUCUGGAAAAGGGACGUUACUCAAUAGUAUGUAUUCUUAGGCAUUCCAAUUCGCAAAUAAGACACUACUUUGUACUCUCUGUUUUGUGUUGUACAAGCGAAGUGACGGGUCACUCACCUGCAGUGUUUUCACAGACAAUAUUUUACCUAUUGAUUUGUAGUUUUUUAUAUAUAUAUGUUCAUAUUUUAUUCUAGUUUCCUUCAAAGCCCUUCAUGGUGAAGUGUUGUUCUGUGUUCAGAUGCAAGGGGGGGGAGGGGACCAGAAAAAGAAAACUAACCAUGUACAGACGUAAAUGUUUUUGCUUGUUGAAUCCUCACACUGCCAAACUUCUUUUGUUUUACUAUUUUUUAUAUACACAGCUGAAGCAGUUAAACUGUUUCUUUUACACUGCCUGGCAAAAAAAAAAUGUCGCCACCAAAAAUGGUCACACUCUCUAAUAUUUUGUUGGACCGCCUUUAGCUUUGA